Messenger RNA from Symbiodinium natans, 1968 nucleotides. Lineage: Eukaryota; Dinophyceae; Suessiales; Symbiodiniaceae. The record is from the annotation of a GenBank genome assembly.
AUGACCGGCAGUGUGUUCUGGGUCCAUGUCGACUCAGGCCACACCGCUGUGCAGACGGUUUCAUUUCUGGACUUGGUGCGGGCGUCCCGCACGCUUUUCCUCGGCGGUCGGUGGCCAAUGGACUUGCCCAUCCUCCUGCGUGCCUCAGAGGCCGCAGCAUGGCAGGACAGAGCGUCCGGUCUCAAGCGCUGCCCAUUGGUUGAGGGGCACGCGGUCGUGGCGGCUUUCUACAUAGGUCUGGCGCGGUCCAUCUUAGACCGCGAUGUCGGCGCCAUCCAGCAGUGGCUCGACUUGGCCGUGUGUGUGAAGCUGCAGGCCCAUGACUUGGUUACAUCGGCAGAGGACCCAGAUGGGGCGGUCCGAAGUGCCAUUUUGGGCCUGCAGUCGCAGGCACGGACGAGCACCCUCGUGUCAUUGUCGUGCUCCUAUAUCUGCUGGCUUCGGCGUCUCGAGACGGUCCUGGAAUCCCCGACAUACAAGGGCUGCACGCUGGCGGAGCAGGUGGACCUCCUGAAAGAAAGGGACAAGAUCCACUAUGUGGAUGGGCGCGAAAUGAACCGCACCCUCUUGAUCGGGAGCAAAUCCGCUGUUGCCAGCUUCAAAGACACUGCCACAUGCGACAUCUUCUUGAUGUUGGAGAGGCGCUGGGGCAGGACCUUGUUUUCUCUCCACUCGGAAAAGCUCCGAAUGCUUCUGAACGGCUGCAAAGCGGCGAUGCCUGGCAGUCUCGCGUAUGUGUUGGAGACAAUGUAUUUUCUGCUGCACUGUGGUCUUGUCCGGACAACGAAAUUCACGACGCACAGUAUGAACGCACUAAAGCACACCAGUUUCCUGGCGCUCACUCUCGGGGCAAUGCUUCUGUUGUCUUCGCUGGAAUCCAAAGCACGUGCAGAAGACGAGUCGCGAGCGACGGACGUCUUGGACGUCCUGGCCUUGUUUGCGCGGCCAGUGCGUCUCUUAGAGGGGGACAGGUAUGUCCAGACCAGCCGUGUGGAGGAGGAGGAGGAAGAGGAGGAGCACGACGAGGACCCAGCUGAAAAACAUGCUGGCGUCCAGCAGGAUGAUGAGGAGGAGGCGGAGCAGGGAAAGCCGCGCCGCCCAAGAGUGUCUUUGGGGUCAUGGUUCGAGGACAAGGAUGAUCGCGCUCGCAAGUUGGCCGAGAUCCUGCUGCAGGUCCUCUCCGGCGGAUACGCGAGGGACAUGGUCUUUUUGUCCAAGCACAAUCGCUUUGGCUUCUUGGCCGAAGGGGCGAAGGUCCAGGUCGAUUUGGCCGAAAAACUCUGGUCUGUUGUCGCGGAGGGCGGGGCCGAGCAUGCUGCGGCGACCACUGCAGCAGAGGAGGCAUUGGGGGACGAUGCCCAAGUGAAGCGCUGGCUAGAGAAGCGGACACAGGUGUUGCAGCUCCCGUUCAAAAAUCUCAAGACUGAGGCGGUGAGAGCUCAGCUGUGCGAAUCCUUUUUGAAGGCGAAGAGACCGAAUAAGGUGCUUUAUGUUUGGAACGGCGACAGCAUCCGGGAGAGGCCCAGCCAACCAUGGACGCGCAGAGGUGCCUUUGGUCGGUUUUCAAAGAAAAUCUUGAACAGUGUCUGCAAGAUUGCGCAAGACAUGGUCUCCAAGGGCGGCACCGUGGGCUUUUCGGACUACGCUGUCGCUGUGGGUUCAGACGGUGGCCUUCGAUCGCAGAGGCUUGUCCUUGAAAAGAACAAGGUCUUCGGUCUGUCUGCGAAAGAGAUCCUAGUCUCUCGCAGCCGCCGCGCCAAGAAGGAGACAACAAAGAAGCAGCGGGCCGAGGACGUACAACAUGUUUAUAUAGCAGCUGCCCUGACCUCGAAAAAACAGAACCAAGUGUUCCUCAGAGGCGUGGCGGAGAAGAUGGCGAGCUUCCAGGAUCUGGGGUUUCAUCGGCCCGCAUUCCCCUUGGUCUCGUGCGAGGCCACUCGGUGGUCACCAGCAGAACUGUUAUUGUAA